UUACGUUUUCGGCGGGAAAAGACAUGUCAAAGUCACAGAAAGUCAUGAAAUCUGGAAAGAGCAGCUUGAAUAAAAGCCGUGCAUCUCAAUCCCAAACACAGUCGGUUGCAUCCCAGUCGCAACACUUAUCGGAGGAGGAAUUCAAGGAAUUGGUGGCUGAUAUAGUCAAAUACAUUCUUCAUCGGCAUUUUGAAGGAAAAGUUACCAGGAGAACCAAAAUCCGAGAUGACAUUAUCAAAAGCAAAACUAGAAAAUUUGAUCAGCUUAUGGAAAAAGUUAAAUCACGUUUUGAGAAGUGUUUUGGGAUGCAACUCAUUCAGAUGGGGAAUGGUCCAGGAAAAGAAUCUUAUACCCUUAAGAACCGAUUAGCAGAGCAAGAUUACUCUUUGCGAGAUCCCAAGUUGGAGCGAGAAUUAUCACUUUGGAAUAGCAAUGCAGAACGUGCCAAAGAUGGGCUUUUAUCCAUUGUUCUGGCUUUUUUAUUUAUGAUGAAGACCCCUGUCAAGGAAGAGCGACUUUAUUGCUUCUUGAGGAAUAUUAAAGUGUUGGAAAAUGAGAUCUUGUUCACCAAUGAAGACAUCAAAACACUGCUUACAAGGGACUUCGUUGAACAGCAGUAUCUUAGUUACAAAGAUGAGCCCUCCAAGGAUCCAGAUGAAAAAAUCAAAGUUUUCAGUUGGGGUGAUCGAGCACGGCUCACUAUAAAAAAAAGUGAUGUAUUCAAAUUUAUGAGUGAGAUUUACCAUUGUUCGGAAAACCACUGGAAUAGUCUUUAUGAAGAUGUAGAAGAUCAUAGUGACAGUGGUGACGAAAGUGGACCUGAAGAUGGCGAGACUAGCUUCAACAACUGAAAGUGGACCUGGAAUAUUUUGUUACCAUUUGUCUUUGCGGCCAAUAAUUUGUUUAAUACUUUUAUUUUUAUAUUGUUUAUACGUUGUGGACAUUCCCACUGUUUUGUGUAGUUUUAAGAAUCUAAUGCAAAAAAGUGCCUAUUUUGUUCCUCUACCAAUUGAAUUACAAUUAAAAAUAGUCAAUAAUACUCUGUUCAUUUUCUAGUAUCUAGACUUAUUCUACCUUCGUAAACUUUAACGUUUUUGUGAACUUAAUAUCUCUACCAACUUUCUGUCAAAGAGGUGAGAUGUGAAAUACACUAUGUACCUAACCAAGACCAUUUUUUGCUGAGAAAAAAGUGUUGUAGGAUCUUCAUUAAAAUAAUUUUUAAAAUUUUACCCUCUUAUGUUUUGAAAUUUUGCGUGAAAAUGUAAGCCUGUCUUUAAGAGUCUAAGUCUUGUAAUUAGAAUUUGGGAUGUGAGAACUAUCAAAACUCAAAGAUUAUUCUCACAAAAUUUUAUUUACAUUGUAUUACACUCAUGGUAUGUACAUUUAUCUACAAUUGCUCCAAUAAAGAUCUGUACGGGUGA
This is a messenger RNA of Bemisia tabaci, 1421 nucleotides long. NCBI's taxonomy places the organism in Eukaryota, Metazoa, Arthropoda, Insecta, Hemiptera, Aleyrodidae. The record is from RefSeq and is a predicted model, not a curated record.